Suncus etruscus (white-toothed pygmy shrew) is the source of this 912-nucleotide messenger RNA. It is a transcript of the gene GJB7, whose product is annotated as gap junction protein beta 7. Gene Ontology annotation, biological process: cell communication. The record is from RefSeq and is a predicted model, not a curated record. Lineage: Eukaryota; Metazoa; Chordata; Mammalia; Eulipotyphla; Soricidae. Gene Ontology annotation, cellular component: connexin complex.
AUGGGGAAAGACCUCCUCAGAGGAGGAAAUAAAUACUCCAUUGGAAUCGGAUGGAUCUGGCUGGCCAUUGUGUUCCAUUUUUCGUCUGCUGCUCUACAUGGUGGCAUGCGCAUGUGCAGUAGAGAUGAACAGAAAGAAUUUGAGUGUAACACUAGCCAGCCUGGUUAUGAAAAUGUGUUCUUUGACUACUUCUUCGCUGUGUCUCAAGUCACAUUUUGGGCCUUUCAGCUGAUUAUGGUCUGCAUGCCUUUGCUUCUGGUGGUCCCCUGUGCCUAUCAUGAGGGUAGAGAUAAAAACCACAGAAAGAAACUUUCAGCACAGGCACAGUGGACUGGGGGUCUGUGGAACCCUUACCAUAUCGGUCUCAUGGUGAGGACUGGCUUUGAAGUCGGCUUCCUGAUUUUCUUUUACAAACUCUAUAAUGGCUUCACUGUUCCUUGCCUUUUGAAGUGUGAUUGGAAGCCCUGUCCCAAUUUCAUUUCCAAACCAACAGAGAAAACCAUCUUCAUCUUCUUCCUGGUCAUUGCUUCAAGCCUGUGCAUUUCACUGAUUGAAUUGAGAUUUUUGUUUCCGAAAUGUUUUAUUAAGUGCUGCUUCAAAAAAUAUUCUAGUAGGCUUAGAUCCACAGCAUGUGCGUGCCACCACCUGAGAUCAGCAGAAUUCGAAGUUCGAAGCCCUGCCCCAACUCUACUCCAGAACCAUCUUUCAGACCGAGCUGCAAGCACAACCCAGUGCCAUGAAACAAAGUCCCUCUGUGAGACACCAGAGUGCUACAGGAAAUCUACCUACUUAUCUAGUCUGGACUGUGAAACAAAAGGAAAUGAAAUUUUUUUCAAUUACUCAGUUGUGUAUACUACACAGAGGUCUCAUUGUUCUAUUGUCCUGUUCAUAAGAUACCUGUCUGAGUUGUGA